Molecule: messenger RNA, 2367 nt
Organism: Gregarina niphandrodes
Lineage: Eukaryota; Apicomplexa; Conoidasida; Eugregarinorida; Gregarinidae
Product: methyltransferase
Exons: 1
Coding region: 1-2367 (788 amino acids)
Biological process (GO): peptidyl-arginine N-methylation; regulation of DNA-templated transcription
Cellular component (GO): cytosol; nucleus
Source: RefSeq, a predicted model, not a curated record
AUGGGUGCUCGGCCGCUGCAGUGGGCGCUCUGGGUGGGCGAUGCGGUUAGGCCGUUGGAGGAUUAUGGUGGUCAGCCCGUGAUAGUGCCGGUUUCGAAGAGUGAGAAUAGUUUGUCGCCGACGAUUUUGCAGUCGGUUUCAGAGGCGAAGGUAUUGGCUUUCCACGCGACUGUGCGACUGAGCAAAUUCAGUCGGCCUGGGGAGAAUUUGGACUGGCUAGGAGUAGAGAAACAGUUGGGAGAGGCGGUAGAAUGGAGUGUGUAUGUUGGUGCCCGAAUGUUGGUCGUGAACCCGGUGGAAAAAGUGCCGGAGAGUUGUUACGUACAAUUUGCGCGUGUGCUGUUGCGUGUCAGUUGCCGGUCACAGGAAUGCGAAAUAGUGCUACGCUGUCGUUUCCUGGACGAAUGGAAUCUGUGGUACGUGAUAAAGCAACUUGGCGCCAGUUUAUGGACUGCCGAUACCAAUUCCGUGAACGCACACAGGGGUAUCAAACGUGUGUGUGUCUCCCUCGACGCACACUACCCAAACUGCCCAGACCAACUGUUCCAGAACAUCGCUGCACGCUGGCUAGGCGAAGACGUCGCCAUGCUGCUGUGUACCACCACCGCCUUCAAGGCCAAUCAACAGGGCCUCCCCUCUAUGGUCAAACGAAACCGGCAACUUGUAGAAACCUUCCUUCGCAGGGACCUCUACGUCGUCCUCGAGAUGCCCGCCGCUGGCAACUCUGCCACGACCCCGGCGGCAGACACGGCGGCUGCGACCAUAGUCUCGGCGGUAGCGGCGACCACAAACACGGCGGCUCCUGCCACACCGGGGGCUGCCACGGCGGUCGUUGCCACAGAUUUCUUGAUUCAAGACGUCAGGAAGUACAUCGAACAGACGGUUCUCUGGCUGCAGUACACACACCACCAGCUGCCGCCUUUACUCCCGACAGAAAUCAGCAGGGGCAGCCACCACGACUACCUCCAGGAACCACUCCAACCGCUUGCCGAUAACCUGACGGCGUAUACCUACUCAGUUUUCGAAGAAGACCGAAUCAAGUACGACCUGUACAGGGCCGCUAUAAAAGAACAACUGGUCAACCUGCUGCAGAAGGCACUACUGGACCCCUCCCAUUGUCCGGCUGCGCAUCAGCAGCACGGCGGUCGUCCUGACCUUGUGGCGACCGGCUGCACGGCGACCGGCUCCCCGGCGACCGGCGCCGCGGCCACGGCGACGGACUCGGGCAGCGGUUCCUCCGCUGAGAGGUUUACUACAGUCCACAUUGCGUACCUCGGCGGUGGGCGUGGGCCUCUGAUGCAGGAGUGUUUUGACGCGCUCAUGUCUCUGGGUUGGCGGCGCGACGAGACUGGGUUCUUCUACUUGGCUCCAGAUUCUACCUCUUUUCCGGCCGACGGCCCGUCUCCGACCGGAGGCCUGCCUCCUACCGGAGGCCCGUCUGCGGCAUCCCCCGUUCCGGCCAGCAGUACCAAUCAAGUGUCCCCCGUCCGGGCAGUGCGUUUCUCCUUUAGUGUGGUAGAGAAGAAUCCGUGCGCCGCGCUGGUGUUACGACAACGUGUGUUGGCGGAUCCGUGCGAGUGGUGGCGCGAUGUGGAGGUGGUGGAGACGGACAUGCGUGAGUGGCGGCCGCGGUUGGGGGUGGACUUGGUGGUAUCGGAGUUGCUGGGGAGCGUGGGUGAUAAUGAGCUGAGUCCGGAAUGCCUGUGGCCGGUCUACCGCUCUCUGACACCUCAGGGUGCAGUCGUGCCUUUAGAGCACACCUCCUAUUUUGCGCCCAUUGCCGCCUCUAAGCUCCACCGACAACUCGCCACUGAGUCGUCCGCAACUGGCGCCUUCGACGCCGGCUACGUCGUGGACCUCUACAAUUACACAACUUUGGCACAACCCGCACUCCCCGCUUUCCGCUUCUCCUACAAACCCGACGCUGGCGGGCACGGACCAGGUGAUGGAGUUAAGGGUGUAGUGGAGACAGAGACAAAGGACCGGGAUGUCAUAGCGCAUUACCGGAGGGUGGACGAGUUCAAUCGGUUCGCGAGACUGCGAUGGACCAUACAAUCUCACGGCGAGGUGGUGGAGUGUCACGGAUUUGCGGGGUACUUUUCUUCCUUGCUAUCGCCCAGCGUGAUUUGCUCAAUUGCGCCUCAUGAUGAGAGUAGAGACAUGGACAGCUGGUAUCCUCUGUACCUGCCUGUGGAGCGGUCUCUAAGGCUCGAAGACGGGGAUGAACUCGAGCUGCAUAUUUGGCGCGUGUGCGAUAUAAGUCGAGUGUGGUACGAGUGGCUGGUUCAAGUCCAGCGAGGUGCCACAAUCUAUUACAUAUCCCGAAUACACAACUGGGCAGGUUGUGUUUGGAACUUCCGAAAAUAA